AUGCCAGCAAGCACGCCAGCAGGCACAGCAGCAGGCUCGGCAGCAGGCACGUCAGCAGUCAUGGCACCAUCUGUAGUUGUGGUUGAGAAGGGGGCCACGACUGAAUUGCCAAGAGUGAAUCCAACCCUUGUCCCGAGCCCAACAAUCGCACCAACUGCCGGAGCAGCUCCAGCAGCUGCAGUUAAUCAGGGAGCGGCCGCCACGCCAACAAGCGCCAUCCCAGAGAGCGCUUCCGCCGCAAUCACUCCCCUGCCAGCACUUCCCGCAGUGCCAUUGGCACUCCCCACAGCUUCGCCAACUGGGCCGGCCAAUGCUCUUCCCAGCAACCCAAACGCACCGGCCACCCCAGCCACUGGAUUUCCGACGUCGCUGCCGGGGGCGAUGCCUGCCACGCUGCCUCUGCCAACAGUCUCCCCACUUCCCGCCGCACCGCUUCCGGGUGCCGGGCUCCCGACGGCGAUCCGAACGCCUGGGAUUGACGUCUCCUCCUCCAGAGAUGUUCAGUUCAGGGCCCGGCACAACGAUGAGACCGUAGCCCUUGACCAAGCUGCAGAUGCUGAGAAUCCGAAGCUUGCAAGCGAUUGGUCAAGCGAUUUGCCUUCGAUUUGCUUGGGCCUGGGUGGUCUCGUGCUGACAUGCGUUGGGGCGCAUUUUCUCCGCGUUCGCCGUGGCAGAGGGGCCAGUGGAGGCCGGGUGUGUGGCGACGUGUCAGAAUCGGAUGAAGCCGAAGCAAGCUUCAUUGUCAAAUAA
This is a messenger RNA of Effrenium voratum, 750 nucleotides long. The record is from the annotation of a GenBank genome assembly. NCBI's taxonomy places the organism in Eukaryota, Dinophyceae, Suessiales, Symbiodiniaceae.